This is a messenger RNA of Anopheles aquasalis, 1665 nucleotides long. Its product is annotated as 32 kDa beta-galactoside-binding lectin-like. Lineage: Eukaryota; Metazoa; Arthropoda; Insecta; Diptera; Culicidae. The record is from RefSeq and is a predicted model, not a curated record. Gene Ontology annotation, molecular function: carbohydrate binding.
CGUCAGAGGCCCCCCCGGGAGAUAACGAUAACAGUCAGGGCCAGUCAGUCACGAUUGCGCGGUACACGAUGCUGACCACCUUCGCCGGAACAUUGGCCAGCCCGGUCAGCGUCGGGCACAUCUUUCACUUCUCGGCCAAAUCGCUGGACGAUGCGGAACGCGUGGACAUUGACUUCCAGGCGGGGCGCUCGAUGGAUGCGGACGUACCGCUGCAUCUGUCGGUGCGCUUCGACGAGCAACGGGUCGUGGUCGGUUCGAAGCUCGGCGGUGGCCAGUGGGUGGAAGCGGAACGGCAGUCGGCCCCGAUCGAUGCCACCAGCCAGUCGGCCCUCCAGACGCUGAUGCCCGGGCAUGUGUUUACCGUGUACGUGCUGGUCGGUGACACCAGCUAUCACGUUGCGCUCGCCGACUGCCCGAUCGGUGUGUUCCGCAUCCGGGGUUCGCUGGCCGACAUCCGGGCGGUCGCGAUUACGAAGGACGUACACCAGAUCCUGGCCGUGGACCACCGGCAAUCGUUCCCGUUUCCCUUUCCGGCCAUCCAGAUGGCGGACGAGACGUGCUACUUCUCCAACGAUGUGCCGAAACCGUUCGUGCCCGGGCACGUGAUCAUCCUGACCGCCGUACCGUACGGUAAUCCGCGCGGUGGUUUCAUCAUCAAGUUCCACGAAAACGGCAGCCGGAAGCAGGCCCUUCACUUUAAUCCCCGUUUCGAUCCGCACUACGUCGUCGUCCGGAACUCGCAUGCCAGCGAGGCGCUCGAUUUCCGCCAGGAGGAGCGCACCGGGGGCUUCCCGUUCAUCAUCGACCAACAGUUUACGCUUGCGAUCGGGCUGGCCGAGCAGGAGUUCAAGUUCGCGAUCAACGGUAGCCAGUUCGAGACGUACGGGUACAAGGCGCACCGCCAGCUCGACACACUGAACGGGUUCCGGGUGCAGUGUACGAACGGGUUGCAGCUCGAGGUGACGGCCGUCGACCACUACCACUCCGGGUCGCCGGACUGUGCCGGUUACGAGGAGUACUCCAACCCGUACGCCGAUCUGCUCGCUUGAUUGCACGCACGCACGCACGCACGCACGCACGCACGCACGCAGCGCUUCCAAUCUUUUCUUCCUGUAAGCUUUGUUCCUGCUCCGUCACCGCCAAAAGGGGACUGGGAAAUGAAAUGGCAACCGUGAGGGUGCUUUUUUUUUUACUUCUCUUCAUUGCUGCAGAGAGAGAGAGGGAGAGAGAAGGCGCAUGCGCUUCCCGCGUUCGGCGUUCUGGUGGUUUGGUGCGGGACUGCGAAUGUCAUAAUGUGCAAAGACGACACCCCGGUCCGCAGGACGAUGUCCGCCGUGUCGCCAAUCAUUUGGAUCAGUUUCGAUAUGUUUGAACACAUUUAUUUACCCAACGCAAUACCUUCUUGUGUGCGCGUGCGAUUGUCUUUGGUUUUGUGGUAGUUUGCGGCUACUACCGAAAUGAUGAAGGAAAAUACAAUAGUAACUGGCUACUGGCUUCAAACAAUUCUACUAUAGAGCAUAUAAAUAGAAACGGAACAUCAAUCAGCGCUGCCUUUUUUUCCUACAGGGUGUGCCAUUUAAAUGUUGAAUAAUUUUGUCAUUUUUCUGUCGAUUUUAGAAAAUAAACCAGUUUGAAUUUGGGUUAUUCUAUGUCAUUUAUUGAUGA